AUGAGACUGGGACUCACCGUCAUCGUCACCGUUCUACUGUGUUUGGCAGAAACCUACACCAAACGAGGAACACUGAAUUCCAGGACAUUGGCAAGAGAUAUGAGAGCCGAAACUUGCGACCGAUUGCGAAGCCGUACCGAGACCAUCUGUUCCUUGAGCACUUUGGGAAAUUUACCAGAUUACGGAUUGGACGAGUUGAAAUUUCCUCAGGGACAUGACCUGUUCAGAGUUGCUGUUUAACGAAAGUCUCCGAAGCUUGCAUAUUUAUCCGCUGAAUACUCAUUCCAUUCCACUUUGAAUUGAUCGUUUGUGCCUG
Molecule: messenger RNA, 316 nt
Organism: Opisthorchis viverrini
Lineage: Eukaryota; Metazoa; Platyhelminthes; Trematoda; Opisthorchiida; Opisthorchiidae
Exons: 3
Coding region: 1-240 (79 amino acids)
Source: RefSeq, a predicted model, not a curated record